Molecule: messenger RNA, 756 nt
Organism: Somion occarium
Lineage: Eukaryota; Fungi; Basidiomycota; Agaricomycetes; Polyporales; Cerrenaceae
Source: the annotation of a GenBank genome assembly
AUCGGUACCUAAUCUCACUAGUCACCUUACUGGAUAAGGGGGAAGCUGUUUCCCCUCGCUCAUAUCGACAGUAAUUGAUAUUGUCGGUGAUUUGCGAGAUCAAUACAUGUGGAUGAUGCGCUAGCACCGACGACAAUGACUGGAACUCACUGGAACCCUCUACUUGUCAGGGUCGUCUUCUGCUCGGCGAAACAAAUUAGCAGGGGCAGUGCACAAAUGAUCGAAGGAACCCAUCACUCUCAGGCUUGCAGGGGCAGGCUGCUGCACCCUGUAUGACGAUGUGGUCGGCGAUUACAUCCUUCUUCUAUGACGCCAUAUCGCAGAAAACGAGAGGAGACUCAAAUGAGAAAUCUAUGAGGUUGUCCGGGGUAGUGCCUGCAAACGAUGUUGAGGCGCAAAGGCUACAUAUGUGGAUGUGGUAUGUGUUCUUGAUCGUAGCUAAAGUCGAGGAUUCCAGAGCAAAGAGAGAAGAGAUUAGCGAUAUUGGUAGCCUGCGUUUGUAUUCUGAACGUCGUUAUACGGGUGACUCUGCACGUCACACUUGUCCAUCAGUCGGUAGUCGUCAACAGAGCAACCAGCAACCUACCAGGGAGUCAUGUGAAACCAGCCCUGUCGCGCGAGGAUCAAAGGUAUCUGUUUCGGCGUGAUAGUACUCUCCAGAGAGAUUGCUGCCAUGACACAGAAGUUCAGUGUCAUGUGGGCAUCCUAGGUACAUGGUACACUCACGACGUCGAUGGCACUAUGUAUUGAUUUCCC